This is a messenger RNA of Cajanus cajan (pigeon pea), 941 nucleotides long. Its product is annotated as universal stress protein PHOS32. The record is from RefSeq and is a predicted model, not a curated record. Lineage: Eukaryota; Viridiplantae; Streptophyta; Magnoliopsida; Fabales; Fabaceae.
ACGAAAUUAAAAUAGGAAUAGGAAUUUUGGUCGGUGGGUAAAACCCUACCUUAGAAUCAAGCUUUGUUUGCAAAGGUGAGUGGUGGAGGGUUUGUUGAAACUCAGCUAUUGAAUCAGAAACGAUGAGCAGUGGAAGGAAUAUUGGGGUGGCCUUGGAUUUCUCCAAGGGAAGCAAGAGUGCUCUCAAAUGGGCUCUUGAGAAUCUUCUCCGCGACGGUGACACCCUCUAUAUCAUCCACAUCAAACCUUCUCAAGCCAGUGAAUCCCGAAAUCUUCUCUGGUCCACCACCGGUUCACCUCUCAUUCCCUUGUCAGAGUUUCGUGAGAAGGAUGUGAUGCACCAUUAUGAGGUCGAUACUGAUCCCGAGGUUUUGGACAUACUUGACACCGCUUCUAGGCAGAAACAGGUUACUGUGGUGGCAAAGCUAUACUGGGGUGAUGCAAGAGACAAAGUUUGUGAAGCCGUUGGUGAUUUGAAGCUUCACUCUUUGGUCAUGGGUAGCAGAGGCCUCGGCGCAAUACAGAGGGUAUUGCUGGGGAGUGUGACCAGUUAUGUUGUCACAAAUGCGAAUUGCCCUGUAACGAUUGUGAAAGAUAUCUGAUAUGCUACUGAAUUUGGUUGGCCUUUCAAUCGGUUGUUCCAUCUUCAUCAGUGACUAGAUUGUGUUUCCCUUCGUUCUAAUUUCUUAUACAUGUUUAGUUUCGGAUAAUGAACACACUUGAUGACUAAGGAUUCGCCAAGCAUAAUGUAUAGUUUUGGGAGUCUCUUAAGUGCUUGGUUAUAGCCAAAAGUGUGCAUCAUAAAUAAGCUCUGUGGUGGAUAUGUUUCAAACUUAUAGGGCAUGUGAUGUAUUGUGUGUUUGAGAUAUACUUUAAAAAGUUAAGUUGAGUUGAACUUAACUUAAACUUAAAAAGUUUAAUUAAAAAUAGAUUUAAGUUAA